Messenger RNA from Lodderomyces orthopsilosis Co 90-125, 1902 nucleotides. RefSeq names its product Bmt3p (gene BMT3). NCBI's taxonomy places the organism in Eukaryota, Fungi, Ascomycota, Pichiomycetes, Serinales, Debaryomycetaceae. Bases 1 to 1902 code for a protein of 633 amino acids. Gene Ontology annotation, molecular function: mannosyltransferase activity. The record is from RefSeq and is a predicted model, not a curated record. The transcript has a single exon.
AUGCUCACGAUAAAUGAACUCGGGCUUCUUGACGCUGGUACACAACUAUAUAUUAUAACAGCAUUCAUUUUAAGCCCGAUUUCAGUGUAUGUAUUGCGCAAGCAAUAUAAAGGACCCAGGCGGAAAAAGCAAGAGUGGGCCACCAAUUUGAUUGCUGUUUGCAUUAUCAUACUAAAUGUUAACGUGUGGUACUUUCUACUAUGGAGCUUGAGGCAACAUGGUCAGAGGUUAGAUAAAUCGCCAUUGUAUAGCGGGCUUUUGCAAAUGAGAUUCGAUCCAGUUGAAGUGUCAGGGUUUUCCUUCGAUGUUGAACGACAAUCAUAUCCCGUAGUGAUAAAACAAGACAUAAAACAAGGUCUGCAGCAAGACCUAGAGCCGAACUUGCAGAAGGACCAGCAGCUGGACCAGCAGCUAGAAAUUCAAGACAACAAACAAGCCAAGCUGAGACGACAAGACACCAUAGAGCCCUUAUAUAUUGACGGCCUGUUUAAUUGUAGCUCAAUUCAGGUACGGGACCAAGCUAGUGUUGCUGCUACGCAGUCGUUUGACUUGAACCAAGAGUACGACUUGAAACAUUUAAGAGGUCAAUUGCAAAUUCUUUCCAAAACAAAUGAUGCUUACAAGUUGUGUUUCCAAGACGAUCCAGAGCAGCUGGAGGAGUAUAUCCUUAGAAAAAAGUGGUUCAAGUUCUGUGGAAGUGCUGUUUGGAUGGACCUCUAUAAAGUUUAUUUCAUGGUAAACCGGAUUGUGUAUGCAAAAGAUGGGAGACGAAAUAACCCCACCAUUUCCAUAUUAUCAGGACAGGUCUUUGACAAAAACUGGCAUGAGAUAAAGGGAUUUAAAUUUCCACAUUCUGAUUUGACUUUCCCAACUAUUUUGCCACAUGAUUUAGACUUGGGCAAGAGGCAAAAUAAGGUGGUCAUUGGUAGUGAAGACCCCAGGAUUAUAUUGAAUGAAUAUAGCAGCACUGAUGGGGCACGAUUCCAAGAGCCCGUUAUCAUUUUCAACGCAAGAAGAACAAAGGUGAACUGGGCACGUGCAAUGCAUGUUUACCGACCAUUCAAUGAUCCACACAAGGUAAUAUGUCUUGCAAUUAAGGAUAAGAAAAGAAGCUUUAUUGAAAAGAAUUGGGCUCCUUUCAUGGAUAAUACGGACGUUAAAAAUGAUAAAAAUGAGAUCAACUUCAUCUAUAACUUCAACCCAUUGAGGGUUGUCAAAUGCAGCUUGCAAACGGGGGAAUGUGCAAAAGUUUCGGGACCAAGAUUUAAUCCUAUUGACGCCAACGACAACGCGGGCGUUUUACGAGGCGGUACAAACAUUAUACAGAUACCCAAAGAAUAUCUUCCACUAACUGAAGUAACCCAAGAUCGGAAAUUCUGGGUAGGUAUUGCUCGUUCUCAUAAUAAGGAAUGUGGUUGUAUGCGUGAAUUAUAUCGACCCCAUAUAUUUAUCAUAACAAGGUCGUUGACGAAAGAAGAUUCAUUUGAACUAAUUUAUGUUAGCUCCAUGGUGGAUUUCAACAUCAAUCCCGAGCCAUGGUCAAAGGGCCAUUCGAACAAAGGUACAUGUGUUGACGGAAAGCUGGUACUCAUUCCCAACUCCAUUGCAUAUUGGGAUGUUGAUUCUCGUGAUGGCAUAGACUACAUGGGAUUGACUUUUAGCGAAGCUGAUAGGACAAACAAGCUUGUGCAUUUGAGAGGUAUACUCAAGCAUAUACACAACGUGUUGCACGGUUCAGAAAAGAGAGACGUACAGAACGCUGAUACAACAAAGGAAUCCAUUGAAAAUAAUGUCCAACGCAAGCUGGAGGAGAUUGAAUUGGGUAAUAAACUUUUAGGUCUUUGCUCCACAUACCUCGCAGAUGAGUACUGCGAAGUAGCAGAAAAGGUGUUUGGCUGGUAA